AUGGAUGUUGAAUUCUUAUACUUUGGUGCACCUGAACCAACAAGAAAACAACAAUUGUGCAUUAAUAUUGUUGAUGAUCUUUGUGAAGUAGCUCAUGUAUCGGUCCAAGUUCUCAGCCCAGGAGCAUCUGUCGACGACUUCUCCGCUUCAUCCGUUCAACAGAUCGUCGAUCACUGCCUCUACGACACCAUCAACCGCUCCAGACCUGUGAACAACAUGUCUAAAUCUCGCGUCUACGCGGAUGUCAACGUUGUUCGCCCUAGGGAAUACUGGGAUUACGAAGCACUUACUGUUCAGUGGGGUGAUCAGGAUGACUAUGAAGUUGUUCGAAAAGUUGGAAGGGGAAAAUACAGUGAAGUUUUCGAGGGCAUAAAUGUCAACAGCAACGAGAAGUGUGUAAUCAAGAUUCUGAAACCUGUGAAAAAGAAGAAAAUAAAAAGGGAGAUAAAAAUACUUCAGAAUCUUUGUGGAGGCCCAAAUGUGAUAAAACUCCUUGACAUAGUGAGAGAUCAACACUCAAAAACUCCAAGCUUGAUAUUUGAGUAUGUCAACAGCACAGACUUCAAGGUUCUGUAUCCAACAUUAACAGACUAUGAUAUUCGAUAUUACAUUUAUGAGCUUCUGAAGGCAUUGGAUUAUUGUCACUCACAAGGAAUCAUGCACAGAGAUGUGAAGCCUCAUAAUGUGAUGAUUGAUCAUGAAUUGAGAAAACUCAGAUUGAUUGAUUGGGGACUUGCAGAGUUUUAUCAUCCUGGAAAAGAAUACAAUGUUCGUGUAGCUUCCAGAUACUUUAAAGGGCCUGAGCUUCUGGUUGAUCUUCAAGACUAUGACUAUUCUUUAGACAUGUGGAGCCUCGGUUGCAUGUUUGCUGGAAUGAUAUUUCGCAAGGAACCUUUCUUUUAUGGGCAUGACAACCAGGAUCAGCUUGUCAAAAUUGCUAGGGUGCUUGGGACUGAUGAAUUAAAUGCAUAUUUGAACAAAUAUCAGUUAGAACUUGAACCUCAACUUGAAGCUCUUGUUGGAAGGCAUAGCAGGAAACCAUGGUCAAAGUUUAUGAAUGCAGACAAUCAGCAUUUAGUAUCUCCAGAGGCAAUUGAUUUUCUGGAUAAACUCCUUCGCUAUGAUCAUCAGGAUAGGCUCACAGCAAAAGAAGCAAUGGCGCAUCCUUAUUUCAUGCAAGUGAGGGCUGCAGAAAACAGCAGGAUGCGGACACAAAAACGAGGCAUGAGGUUUUAA
Lactuca saligna is the source of this 1236-nucleotide messenger RNA. The record is from the annotation of a GenBank genome assembly. Lineage: Eukaryota; Viridiplantae; Streptophyta; Magnoliopsida; Asterales; Asteraceae.